AUGGCGACACCUGAGGUUCUUGAGAAGGUCGAUAUUCUUGGCCCCACUCCAGAAAAAGCAUAUCUAGAUGCGAAGGUUGAGGAGAUUAAGAGACCUGCCGAUCUGCCGUUUGAUCCAAAGGCGCUGAAGGAAAAGUAUAUACAAGAGCGGGACAAACGACUUGCGAUGGGCGGUGGCCUUGGCCAGUACAGAUUAGCCGAUGGGCAUUUGAGUCACUUCCUGAUUGAUCCUUGGGUUAAGCCAGGCUCAGGCGAACGAGAGCCGAUUGAGACAACUUGCCAAGUGGUCAUUAUUGGGGGCGGUUAUGGUGCUCAACUAGUUGCUGUUCGACUGAUUGAAGCUGGCAUUACUGACAUCAAGAUGAUUGAGAAAGCAGGUGAUUUUGGCGGAACCUGGUACUGGAACAGAUAUCCGGGGGCUCAAUGUGAUAUUGAAUCCUACAUAUACAUGCCACUUCUUGAAGAACUGAAUUACAUGCCGACUGAGAAGUACGCUCAUUCCAAGGAGCUUCUCCACCAUUCCGAGAUGAUCGGGAAGAAAUAUGGUCUCUACGAGCGUGCUCUGUUUCAAACAGAGGUGAACUCUUUAAGAUGGGACGAGGAUACCAAAACAUGGAUCACAAAGACUAAUCGCGGAGACACUAUUCGUUCGAAGUACGUUGUUCCUGCAGCAGGGCCACUUCAUCGACCUAAAUUACCGGGUUUGCCGAUAGAGAAGUUCAAAGGGCAUUCUUUCCACUCUGCUCGCUGGGAUUACAAUUACACCGGCGGCGACAAUCUUGGCAACCUCACCGGUCUCUCGGAUAAACGAGUCGCCAUCAUUGGCACUGGCGCAACUGCUGUACAGAUUGUUCCACAUCUCGGAAACUGGGCCAAGCAGGUCUAUGUCUUCCAGCGAACUCCAUCUUCCAUUGAUGUGCGUGGGAACAGGCCAACGGAUCCUGAAUGGGCAAAGUCCUUAAAGAAGGGCUGGCAAAAAGAGCGAAUGGAAAAUUUUGACAUUAUUGUUAAUGGUGGCAUAGUCGAGAAGGAUCUAGUCCACGACGGUUGGACAGAUAUUCUCCACAAUCUGCUCGCCCGUGGAAAGCCGUCCGAUGAUCCUGUAAAAGCAGCCGCAGACCGCCAAAUCGCCGACUUUGAAAAGAUGGAGCAAGUGCGUAAACGGGCUUCUGACAUUGUCAAGGACCCAGAAACUGCAGAAUCAUUGAAGCCAUGGUACAAUCAACUCUGCAAAAGACCGUGUUUCCAUGACGAGUACCUUCAAGCUUUUAACAAACCUAAUGUCAAGCUAGUGGACACUAAGGGCAGAGGCGUUGAAGAUAUCACAGAAAAGGGUGUUGUAGCCAAUGGCAAAGAAUUCGAAGUUGAUUGCAUUAUCUGGGCAACUGGCUUCGAACUUGCAACGGAGUACAGCCACAAAACGAACAUGCAGAUUUACGGCCGCGGCGGUAUGACUUUCGACGAGAAGUGGGCUGAUGGGCCUUGCACGUUGCAUGGUUGGACAACAAGAGGCUUCCCGAAUUGCUUCUUAAUCAGCGUCGUCCAAGCCGCUCUCUCACCGAACUUCCUUCACGUGACGGGCGAGCAGGCGGAGCAUCUGGCAUACGUUAUAUCCGAGGCGCAGAAGAGAGGAAUUUCGACUGUUGAGCCAACUCAAGAAGCUGAGGACAAGUGGGUCGAAACCAUCGUAACUUUGGCAAAGCUCAGGGAACCAUUCCUGAAGGAGUGCACGCCAGGGUACUAUAACAAUGAGGGCAUGGAAGCAAAUAUCAAGACUGCAAGAGGUGCGACGUACGGAGCCGGAAGUCCGGCAUUCUUCAAGUUGCUGCGAGAGUGGAGGGAAAAGGGAGAUUUGGAAGGCCUGGAUUUGACCUACGCCGACAAGUAAAGUCACGACACGGG
Messenger RNA from Verruconis gallopava, 1901 nucleotides. RefSeq lists its product as uncharacterized. The record is from RefSeq and is a predicted model, not a curated record. Lineage: Eukaryota; Fungi; Ascomycota; Dothideomycetes; Venturiales; Sympoventuriaceae. Bases 1 to 1887 code for a protein of 628 amino acids. Gene Ontology annotation, molecular function: oxidoreductase activity. The transcript has 2 exons.